CAGGAUGCCACCGACCAACUCAACUCCCCAUGCCGGGGGUCUUAGUGCAAAUGCUUUGGACACCUCAAUGGAGCCUCCACUCAACGUCACGACUCUUUUCACGUGGAAACCACCGACAAUGCGCGUGUUUAACCCAACUCUGGAACCCUUGAAAACAGACUUCCUUCACUCCGAUGUCGCUGCAAACUCUUCGUAUCUCAAUAACGAGACAACUGCAACUCCAACGACUGAGUAUGAAAGUCUAGGCGCCUUCUGUGAGUUUAAUUCGAUUGACAAUAUGACGUAUCUUUUUGGAGGAAUAGGGAUCGCACUGGCGCUUCUUCUCUCGUUUGCAGCGCAAAGAAAUCGACUCCGGCUUGACAUCCUACACGGACGACCUGCGUUGUUGAUACCCGUCAACCUGCUUGAGGGCAGGUCCAACCGUCACGUGUACGUUUUAGCCUUCAGCGCAAUGACGUAUCAGGUCCUACUGCUGGUAUUCAAAUCAUUUACCGGGACGAGCAGCAACCCUUGGACGAAAACAUUCGUGGCCGUUGCCUACGUUUUUCUCUUCUGCGGAGGAUUCAGUAUAAUAGUCAUGGCGAUCGAGCCUCCGCAUCGCCUUCUAGGCUACAGUCUUGGCAUCGUCUACUCUUUGUUUUGGGCAAUAUAUCGUCUCUUUUAUCACUUUAAGUGCGACACGACGGGAAUAGGCGUCGCUCCAGAUGUACUUCUUGCUCUUCCGGAUCUAUGCGUCAUCUACGUUGUUGUCUGGUUUGGCUACAAGCUCGUGCGCGAGAUCAUGUGGGUGACAGAAGGUAAAUCGAAAUCGUCGACAUUUCGCGAAGAUCCUCCGUACCAAAUGGAGUAUGUGAGACGCACCCUGGCUAAGCCAAAGAUUGAGGUCAAAGAUAAGCAGAAGAAAUCGUGGGUAGCGCGCUUUAUUACCAAACACAUUUAUGAAUGGGAUCCAACCUUCAAGUACUCCACACGAAUGCUCAUCACUGUUGCUGUAUCAGCAGUAGCACUAUGGGAGUUGACUGUAGCUGUUUCUACGUUCUCUCAUCUUCUCACUGACCCACUGCAAAGUAUCGAUUUCAGUGAUAGUCAAUCUUCGAGCAGUGAAAUGAGCCACAAUUCUAUGACUCUGAACCCCUCGACUCCAACCCCUAUGGGCGCCCAUUCUGAUCCCAACGGACAAGGACGUGGCACCGCAACAUCGACGCCAAUGCUUACCGCUGCCGACUGGGCAAGAUUGAGACGUGAUUUUAAUGCUUGCUUAUCCCUAGGAGUGGACGCUAUAAGAGAACUGGGAUACGCAUCUUGUGACUACAAGAAUGAAACGUUGAUCUAUUAUGAUGACAACGGAAGGGUUGCUAAAAGAAUUUUCAUUUCAAAUCCAUUUUCCACUCUAGCACCCACUCCAACUGCUGACACCACCAACAACAAUAACAACAACAUCAACAGCAAUGAUGACAAUACCGGUUCUGAAACGAAAGGCGGCGAAUCCGGUGUCAAGAGUGCGAUCGACAAAUUGCUCGAUUUUGCCAAAGAUUUUAUAAAGUUCUUUGCGCGUGCUUUUCCCGUUUGUAUCGGAGUGUCGAUUGCAUUCAGUACAACCAUUGUAGCUCUGCAUCUGCCUCAUUUGCUGAAAUGUUACAGGAAGCACAUGAAGCGUUUGUAUCGUGGCGAAAAGUUUUUCCUUCCCAGCUCAAACAAGGCACCAAUCAAACUUGUGUCAGCCUCCUUGAAAUAUUCGGGAUUCCAGAUUGGCUACAUCGUUUGGGGAUGGGUGGUUAUGCUGGUCGUUCUGUUUUUCACUUCCCUGGUUAUUGCCGUGCUCUUCAAGUACGAGCUAGUGUCGUGGGGCCUUGUGAAAGGCUUUCUACCAACAAUAGUUUUCACAAUAAUUAUUCUAGUCGCCCAAUUUGUUCUCGCCAAGUUCGUUCUACUUCAAGACCGAGGGUCUUCCUUGGGUGUCAACAACAGGCGUCUCUUUCAUAUGUUUGGCUAUUUCUUCUUUUUCUACAACACUCUGAUUGGAAUAUUUUCCGCGCUGCGCAGGCUGAUCACGAGUCUGGUGCUGGGAACUAUCAUGCUUGAUCGCCUCGAUCGAUCCACUCUCCCCCGAGGCUGGGAAUCCCUCGACAAGGGCUUUAAGAGCUACGUCAGUUUCAUUGUAAUGGAACACGAGUUCUGUAAUCCGUAUGUGGCUACAUUCAUCUAUCUUCUGCAACAGAGUCGAAAUAAACAGUCCAACAAACAAACUGAGCUGGUGAGUGCCCACACAAAUUCCGGUGGUUUUAUUACCCACAAGUCGCGUCUCAAUCGCAACAGAUGGCUGGUCGCCUACACGCUCAUCAAUAAUCCUGCCCUGCUGGCCAACCGUCGCGUCGACAAGCUGGAGCGUGCUAGUCUCAUCACUCGCAGUCUGAGCAAGACUGUAAGUGUCAACAGCACUACAGCCCUAGAAACCGUUCUCCUAGAAGAAGACUACUUGGACAAGCCCCCACACAAUAACGUAUUCUAACGGACUAGUCAUUAUUCCAUCUUCUUUCAGACUUUUAUUUCUAUUUUUUGUUCAUGCAUGGCGGUGUAGUCAUUCAGCUGCUGCAUGUUAGUCGCUGGUUUGCUUGCUUGCUUGGAGAGCUGUAACAGUACGGUGCACAAAGAGCACGAAUGCGUCAAGAAAGGUAAAGAGCCUAUGCAUCACGC
Messenger RNA from Corticium candelabrum, 2694 nucleotides. Its product is annotated as stimulated by retinoic acid gene 6 protein-like. The transcript has 18 exons. Gene Ontology annotation, biological process: vitamin A import into cell. Gene Ontology annotation, cellular component: plasma membrane. The record is from RefSeq and is a predicted model, not a curated record. Gene Ontology annotation, molecular function: signaling receptor activity; retinol transmembrane transporter activity. Bases 5 to 2509 code for a protein of 834 amino acids. NCBI's taxonomy places the organism in Eukaryota, Metazoa, Porifera, Homoscleromorpha, Homosclerophorida, Plakinidae.